AUGGCGGGAUGCGCCUCGUUCCGCUUGCGACGAGUGCAGCAGCCUCUGGAGUAUCGAUAUCUCAGCGUGCCUCUUCUAGCUGUGGCAUGCCUCAGCGAGAUGUCAUACUGUGCCCAUGAGAGAAAGAUGGGUGUGAUACCGAUUCCAUUCAUUGUCGGGUUUACUCUUGCUGGGGUUCUCAAGAAUACAGCGGAGGAGGUUCUGUCAGAUCUCAAGGAAGAAGGGUUUCCCUGGUAUUUGUUUCUGAUUGUGAGCUUCUUCACAUUACUCAAAUUGCCUGGUCCAUAUUAUCCAUACUGGGGCCGGUUAUUGAUUCCUCACUUUGCUAAUGGUGGUCUUUGGAGGACUGUUUGGCUAAUAUUUAUGUGGUAUAAAGGGCCUAAUGUGACACCUGAAGCUUCCUUAUAGGCUGUUGUUUAUAGAUGGAUGCCUUAUCUCUGUAUGGUGUUAGGAACAGUUGAUGUGAGUAAUAUCUUAAACUAUUUUGUUUUCUGUCAAAGAAUCUUGCUGAUAAGAGGAAUGUUGUCUGUAGGAGGGGUUUCAUCAAAGAAAACAGUGGGAUGCACCUUCAAAACUUUUCUAUAAUCCAUGAAAAUGGAAAUUUAUGUCCAAGUGUAACUCUAACUUCUCAAACAUUUCAGUUCAUUAGACUGAACUGUCGAAUUGCUUUCUGGUCUUUCUGCAUAGCAGUACUAAACUACUAAAUUUCUCAGUUAUAGAGUUCUAAUGUUGAAAUAUUGAGCUAAUUUUCUAAUCAGCACUUUAAGGAUGCUUAGAUAGAUCAUUGGCUGUCAUGCAAGAUAAAUGCAUUUUAGGUGCAGCUUUAGCAGGAAAAGUGCUCAAGACCAAUUGUUGAUCAUAACUGACAAUUUUCUCUGUUGGAAAUCUUGGUUUAUGACGAAACGAGCAACGAUAGUAAAUGUAUUUUAGCUCUGUUUGGUUGCUAAAAGAUGGUGGUUUGUUUUGCGUCGUUCGGCUACUGAAAUGGAGUUGGUCGAGGAGAACCAGAGACCACUGGUUAAAUUUUGAGGUAGUAUUUCAGAGAGCACGAGAAAGAGUUCAAGUAUUUGGAUAACUUGUCCAGAUAUUUGUGCUGUCUCGAAGCUUCCCUGUCAUUUCCUCUGUUUCACUGGGGCAGAACAUAUUGACAACUUGUCAUCAAAUAUGAUGCAGAUGAUGAAUGGUGGUAAGCUCAGAAUUAAGCGAACUCUUUGUUCGGUUUCUCCAACUUUGUCUGUUAAAUGCCAACUGCUUGUCAUCUUUUCUAAAUUCAAUAUGUUCUGCUCACAUUUAUGAACCUUUGAAAUUCUUGUGCACCGAAAAUUAACAUAUUUGUAUCGGUAGCUGCAGCAAAAUAGAAUCUGAUUAAAUUUUAAAGCAAGAUUAGAAAAAGAAUUUUAUUCUCUGCUUUUUUUUUUCAGAUAUUGUUGUAGACACACUAGUUACUAGUUCCAUUAUUUAGGAAGAUUGUGAAUUUAUCAAUCCAUUAUCUUUGCAUUAAAUUUCAUUUUUCAUUAUCAUCAGUGUUCUCGCUCGCAAUAUUUCCCAUUUAUGCUUUGCUUGAAAGCUUGUUAGGAAGCUACCGUUUCUUAUUGAAAAACUAGAUUCAAUUAUUAUGGCCCAUGAAAAAGUACAAAGUUGACACAAAAUGUAGUAUAUGGUUUGUAUAUAACCUUCAGCAUGUUUCAGCAUCUUUCGUAGUAAAAUAUAGAUCCAUCUUGUAACUUACUCGGAAUGUCUCAGAUUAUGUAGCUCUUGUUUUCAUAGUUCAAAAAAGCUACGCAUGAUUUGUGUUUGGCAAAGUUCACCGGUGGUGUCAGAUUCUUGUUUGGUUGUCCAUUUGCGAUGCCAUCAUAGCAAGGGAUCAAAGGGCAGGCUGUUGCGUUUCUGGCCCUAGUCCAAGAUGCAUCGAUGAGGGAGCAUGCGGAAGUCGGUCCAUGCGAAGUGGGACCUCAUGGAAACCAUCAGCAGAUUCUUUGAUCCCAAUUGGAUACAAUCUUGGAUAUCAUCGUCGCUGCAGUCCGAAGAAGGAAACCAUCAGUUUGAACCAAGUGGGAGGACAGGAACUUGGAGACUGACUCUACUUUUUUCGGAUUCAACAGCUACUACGAACUCCAAUUCAUCAUGCAGUCUCGUCAUCAUCAUCAUCAUGCACCAUAUUCACAUUGAUCGGAGAGCAAGUAAUCUCAGCUGCCUAAUGUUUAUAAUGGAUUGGGCAUUUGCCUUUGGAAAUUCUUGCUUAUGCUCGAACACAAAGCUAAUGCUCUGCUGCAAAGUCGAAUACUUGGAUGUUUCUGCAUUGUGUCAUGAAUCAGAAAGAGGAAAUUAGCAUCCAUGACCGGGACAGUGAUAAACCUGGAGCAUAAUACUUAUAUAUGACUAGUGGUGGGAUCGAUCCGAGUGACAUUUUAACCUUGAGAAGGCCAUCGAUCGUUGUUGUUAGUUGUGACUCUGUCUGUACAUGGAUACACCUCCUCGGAGGACAUGGAAAUUUGACAUGAAAGGAUAAGCUGUGAAAGCAUUGCAAAUCUUGAAA
Molecule: messenger RNA, 2536 nt
Organism: Musa acuminata subsp. malaccensis (wild Malaysian banana)
Lineage: Eukaryota; Viridiplantae; Streptophyta; Magnoliopsida; Zingiberales; Musaceae
Source: RefSeq, a predicted model, not a curated record